This is a messenger RNA of Cylas formicarius (sweet potato weevil), 1643 nucleotides long. It is a transcript of the gene UQCR-C1, whose product is annotated as mitochondrial-processing peptidase subunit beta. Lineage: Eukaryota; Metazoa; Arthropoda; Insecta; Coleoptera; Brentidae. Bases 62 to 1498 code for a protein of 478 amino acids. The record is from RefSeq and is a predicted model, not a curated record. Gene Ontology annotation, cellular component: mitochondrion. The transcript has 8 exons. Gene Ontology annotation, molecular function: metal ion binding; metalloendopeptidase activity.
AUAUCCGCGGUCGAUAUCGGAGGAAUUACCGAUUGUCACUUGUCACCUUUUGGGAAGCAAAAUGGCAUCCAUUCUAAAAUUGUCCCAGUCUUUAACAAAAUUGUCCAGAAAUCCCAAUGUGGGCAAGGUCGUGAAAAAUGUCAGAAAAGCAUCCAGCGCAACCGCUGAGCAACAGGAAAUUACUUUAAAUGUGCCGCCGACUAAAGUAACCACUUUAAAAAAUGGCAUAAGAGUUGCUACGGAAGAUUGGGGCUCUCAAACUGCGACGGUGGGCAUCUGGAUCGAUGCCGGCAGUCGUUACGAGAAUGCGAAAAAUAACGGUGUCGCUCAUUUCAUGGAGCAUAUGGCUUUCAAGGGUACAGACAAGCGAACCCAAAGUCAAAUAGAAAUCGAAAUCGAAGAUAUGGGAGCCCAACUGAACGCCUACACCAGCAGAGAACAAACCGUUUACUAUUCAAAGUGUCUGGCCAAAGAUGUACCGAAAGCGAUUGAAAUUUUGGGAGAUAUCGUCCAAAACGCCAAGCUAGGCGAAGCUGAGAUUGAACGCGAACGGGGUGUUAUUUUAAGGGAAAUGCAGGAGGUCGAAUCUAACCUCCAAGAGGUCGUGUUCGAUCAUUUGCAUGCGGUGGCGUACCAGGGCACUCCCUUGGCCAAUACAAUAUUGGGCCCCACCGCUAAUAUUAGGUCCAUCAAUGCUAAAGAUUUGCGCAACUAUUUGGAUAAUCACUAUAAAGCGAGUCGCAUCGUAGUGGCCGGUGCGGGUGGCGUCGCCCACGAAGACUUGGUUAAGCUCGUAGAGACUAAUUUAAACAAAUUAAACAAUAAUUAUACCGAAGAUAUUCCCGUAUUAUCUCCUUGUCGGUUUACUGGAGCCGAAAUCAGAGUAAGGGACGACUCUCUUCCUUUGGCCCACAUUGCUUUGGCCGUGGAAGGAGCCGGGUGGACUGAUCCAGACACCUUGACCUUGAUGGUUGCGUCCACUCUAUUAGGGGCUUGGGACAGGUCCCAAGCCUCCGCCAAACAAAACGCCACCAAUUUGGCCCGGGUUAGCGGUGAGAGUGACUUGUGCCACUCUUUUCAAAGCUUCAAUACCUGUUACAAGGACACCGCUUUGUGGGGCAUCUAUUUUAUUUCGGAUCCGUUGACGAUCGAAGACAUGGUCUACAACAUUCAGUCCGAGUUUAUGAGGUUAUGUACGAGCGUCACCGAGGGCGAGGUGGAACGCGCCAAAGCCCUGCUAACUGCUAAUACGUUGUUGCAACUGGACACGUCUACCGCCGUCUGUGAGGAUAUCGGACGUCAGCUGUUAUGUUACGGUAGGCGAUUGCCUCCCCACGAAUUUAUACACCGCAUCAACAGCAUCACCGCCCGAAACGUAAGGGACGUAUGCUACAAGUAUAUAUAUGACAGAUGCCCAGCGAUCGCUGCCGUAGGACCGGUGGAACAACUGCCCGAUUACAACAGGAUCCGUUCUUCGAUGUACUGGCUGCGCGUCUAAUUUAAAUAAUUUAAAUAAUUUUUGUUUAUAAUUAUUACACCUUAACUUGUCAUCACUCCUAGCUGAAGUCACUUUUGGAUUCAUUAAACGAAGUGUCAAAAAUAAAUGAUAAGUCUGUAAAUAGCUGUAUGUUGAUUUUUCUGAA